This is a messenger RNA of Prorocentrum cordatum, 829 nucleotides long. The record is from the annotation of a GenBank genome assembly. Lineage: Eukaryota; Dinophyceae; Prorocentrales; Prorocentraceae.
AGGGCACCGCAACAUCCUGGAGGUUGCCGAGGUCCUGUGCUCGCCGGACGACAGGCACCUGUACAUCGUGUCCCACAUGUACGAUUCCGACCUGUCGAAGGCGCUGCGCUGCCGCGCCGUGCGCGCGGCGCACCAGCCGUACAUCGUCUACCAGGUGCUGCGCGCGCUGAAGUACGUGCACUCUGCCGAAGUGAUGCACCGGGACGUCAAGCCCGCCAACUUGUUGAUCAACGCGGACUGCAGGGUGGCGCUGUGCGACUUCGGCUGGGCGCGGCUGUCGCCUGUCGACGCCAGCCCUGACGACGUAGAGGGGCUGGAGAUGACGGCCUACGCGUCGACGCGGUGGUACAGGAGAACACCUUGGGGGGGAGGAGCGCUACAAGAUCGCCGUGGACAUGUGGGCAGUCGGCUGCGUGGCGGCGGAGGUGGUGCUGGAAGCGCCCCUCUUCCCCGGCACAUCGACCAUCGACAUGUGGGACAAGCAGUUGGAGACCCUCGGCAAGCCCACGCCCACCGACGUGGAAGCCAUGGAGGCGGAGUACGCCUCGUACGUGCUCAACACGGGAGGCCUAUCACCGCUCCUGGGUCGCCACUGGCGAGCAUACUUCCAGCCCAGAGCGCUACCGUCGAGCUGGACGGACUGGACUUUCUGGAGCUGCUCCUGCAGUUCAACCCAGACAAGCGCCUGAGCUCGGCGGAGGCGCUGCAACACCCAUACGUGGCUGCCCACCACAAUCCAGACGACGAGCCGGACCCGAGUUUGGGCGCGUGCUGACGCUGCCGCUCCCGGACACGGCGAAGCUCACCACCAUGCGCUACCGGGACCAGG